GCAGUACACGGGCCGUGCAACAAGCCCAAGCCAUGGGCGUGGAACAUAGUGGAGCUCGCCAAAUGGCAGAGUUGGACAGAGCUGGGAAAGAUGGCGCCAGUAGAGGCCAUGCGAUUGUUCGUGCGUGCUCUGGAGGAGGAGGACCCACAUUGGUGGACCAACGCACAACUAAUGGAAGCAACUGAACCACAUGCAGCAGCAGCAGCAGAGGGGUACGGCAGGGGCUAUUCAGAGGGCUACGCUGCUGAGGGCUUCCCGGCAAUGAAUGGCGCUGCCUUCCCCCGGGGCCCCCCUGUGGUGGAGGACAUGGGGGUGAUGGCAGUGCUGCGCGCUCACGACUGCAUCAACAAGUGGGUCGCUGCUCCUGUCACUGGGAGAAAACCGUCUGCCAGAUACCAGCAUGCAGCGGAAAUCCUGGAUGGGAGGAUGUAUGUGGUGGGGGGCAACAGAGCCAGGUUCACCAGUGACGUGCAUGUGCUGGACCUCGCAUCACUCGCCUGGUCUAAAAUGGAGCUCUCUUCCCCUGCCAACGCUCUCCCACCCUGUGCUGGACACAGUUUGGUCAUUUUAGACGAGGUGACUCUGCUGUGCAUAGGAGGAUUCUUCAAGGAUGGCGCAGAGAAGAUGAUAGUGCGGGCAUUGGAUGUGAGCACCAAGAUGUGGCGGGUGAUGAAGACGCGCGGUCAAAUACCCUGUGCGAGGGGAGGCCACAGCACGGCCAAGGUGGGGUCGACGGUGUGGGUGUUUGGAGGGGAGGAUAGCAAGAGGCGAUUGCUCAACGACGUGUACAGCCUGGACCUCACCACCUUCGUGUGGGACAAGCUGGACACCAUAGGAACGCCCCCUCUGCCCAGAGCGGGACACACCGCCACAGUGUACAACGAGCACUAUUUGACCAUCUUUGGCGGCGGAUCGCACUCCAUGUGCUUCAACGAUGUGCAUGUGCUAGACCUAGACGCGGCCGAGUGGUCACUGGCAGAGACCUACGGCAAGGUGCCCUCUCCCCGUGCUGGCCUCGUGGGAGUGGCGUUUGGCAGCCUCUGGUUCAUCAUGGGGGGAGGGGACAACCACGGGGGCGUGUCUGAGACAAUGCUGCUGGACCUGGACUCGCUGGUCUGGUCUGUGGUUACCACAUCUCUGGAAAAGACACCGCUUGCUUCAGAGGGUCUCUCUGUGGUGCCUGUGGGGACAUCUCUUGGCCCUGUGCUUGUAGCGUUCGGGGGCUAUAACGGGCGGUACAAUAACGAGGUAUUCCUAUUGCUCCCCGACACUGCCGCGCUCUUGAGAGCAGCAGAGGAGGAAGAGGAAGCUGCAGCUACUGCUGCAACUGCUGGUGCUACAACCGCUGCAACAACUGCUGCUGCUGCUGCUACAGAUAGUGCUACUGGUGCUGCAGCAGGCUCAGCGUCUCAACUACCGCCCUCAGCAGCAAUUGAAAACAGCAAUUCCCAACCUGCUGACUCCACCACUGCAUCCUCAGCUCCGGCAGCAGGUUCGGCAGCAGGUUCGGCACCUCCUCCUUCCCUUCCCUCUGGCGCUGCUGCUGCUCUUGGCCCCACUCCUUCCGCACCUGCUGCUCUCCCCCCUGCCGCACCCACUACUGGAAUGCCCCCUGCCACUGCUGCUGGGGGAAAACAGAUAGUCCGAGCAGGAUCUGCAUCCAAUAUCAUCGGUACCGCCCCUCCAGGUGGAAUCCCAGGUGGAAUUCCAGGUGCUGCUGCUGUUGCGGCACCUGGGCACGGGCCGUCUUUGUCAGCAGGGGCGGUGGUGGGGGUGGAGGAUGGAGGGGAGCUGUCCCCCACGUCGAGAGAUGCGGUGCUGCUGGCGCAGUUGGAGGAGGCAGAAGCAGCCGCCACCAGAGCAGAGAAGGUGGCUCUCAAUGCGCGGGCUGAAGCGAGUCAAACUGCUGCAGAGGCUCGGGCAGAUGCAUGGGCUGCCAUUGCCAAGGCACAGAUGGAGGUGGAUCUAUUGAAGCAGCAGCUAGCAACAGCCAUCAAGGCGAAGCAGCAAGCAGAGGAUGAGAUGGCGGAGGGGCAGGCCAAGGUGGUGGCGGCUCAGGCUGCCUCUGCUAGCGCGCAAGCAGAGGCAGGGCAAAUCAGGAAGGACUUGAAUGAUUGCAGAAUAAAGGUGCAUGAGCUAGAGGCGGAGCUUGCCAAGAAGUCGGGGGCGGAUGGGGGAAUGGCGACACUGCAAAAAGACUAUGCUGCUGUGAAGAACGCCCUGGCUGAUAUGGAACAGGAGUUGACGACAGCAAGAACGACCCUGGCAGCCGAACAAGCGCGGUGCUUCCGGCUGGAGGUGGAGGUUGCAGAGUACCGGCAGAGGCUGGCAGGCAUGGCGGAUCUGGAGAGGGAGGUGGAGCUGCUUCAGAGGCAGCAGGCUGCAGCUGAUGCCAUGGCUGCUGCUGCUGCUGCUGGCAAGGGCAAGGGCUGGUGGGGAGGGGGGAGGUGA
Molecule: messenger RNA, 2451 nt
Organism: Closterium sp. Naga37s-1
Lineage: Eukaryota; Viridiplantae; Streptophyta; Zygnematophyceae; Desmidiales; Closteriaceae
Source: the annotation of a GenBank genome assembly